AUGGAUGGAAACGUUUCACCGGCUGCUAUCUUCUCUGUAGUCCUGCUCACCGUCGUGUUGUCAUCCUCAGCAGCUUUCCUGGAGCCUUACGACCUCCUAUAUGAGAAUGCGGUGCAGGCGUUUUACAACAACGACUACACCAACGUGGUGCGCUACAUGGAGGCAGCGCUCGGCAGUUACGCAGAGGUCCGGCGCACUAAGAUCCGGUGCCGGCUGAGGUGCCAGGACCAGCAUCCUUUUGAUGAAACCUUCUCGGACCUGCACUUCCCUGACGUGGUGCUCCGGAGAGCGGCGUGUAUGGACACAUGCAUCGAGGAGAAACUUGGCACUCAGUCUCUGCAUAAAGUCAGCGAGGAUGUAGUGCAGGACUUCAACAGGAGGAUCCCCUACAACUAUCUUCAGAUGGCCUAUCAGAAGUUGAAGCAGCCAGACAAGGCAGCGGCAGCAGCUCACACUUAUUUCCAGGCCAACCCAGAGCAUGUGGAGAUGGGUCAGAACCUGGAGCAGUACAAAGACCUGCAGGGCGUUGAGGAGGAACACUUUGUUGACCGAGAAGCCCGGCCUCACCAGCGCUCCUUCACAGCAGCAGUGAGGCUGUAUGAUAAAGGCGACCACGAAGCAGCCAUCGUUCUGUUUGAGGAGGCUUUGGUGGAAUACUAUAAAGCAGACACCGAGUGUCGGGUCCUGUGUCAAUUGCCGCAGAGGUUUGAGGGCCACGACUACCUCCGCUACCGCUACAGCCUUUAUGAGGUCAUAUCAGAUCACUUCACUCAGGUGCUGCACUGUGAACACGAAUGUGUACGAGAUCUCGCCACCCGGCCAGGCCGCCUCUCACCCAUGGAGAACUACCUGCCUCUGCACUACGACUACCUUCAGUUUGCCUACUUCCAAUUGGACAGGCUGGAGGAGGCGCUACAGUGUGCUCUGACCUACCUGUUAUUCCACGAGGGAGAGGAGUUCAUGACGGAAAACGUGGAUUACUACAGAGAGCUGCUGGGAUACGACGGCAAGCCAAGAGAGAAAGCUGCAUGGUACCUGAGGAGGCACAAACAGGAACUGGAGCUCCUUCUGAUUGGCAGCAAAACCAUGGGUGUGGAAUUUACAGAAGGGAAUUACUGGAGCAGCACAGGUGGAAGAGAGGACUCAAACAGGAUCCCCUCUGGUACAGACGGCUGGAUGGAGUAUGUUCCCAUCUCAGAGAAGAAGAACGUCACCAUCGCUGCUGCACAGCAACUCAAAGAAGGUGGUCCUCUGGUGUAUGAUAGCGUGCAGCUGGUGCGGAAUUCUGCAGCCUUGAACGGUACCCAGCGAGUGCUGCUGGAUCAUGUUAUAUCUGAGGAGGAGUGUGCAGACCUCAGGCAGCUGGCACAUGCGGUUACCAUGGCAGGAGACGGCUACAGAGGGAGGAUGUCUCCACACACGCCCAAUGAGAAGUUUGAAGGAGCCACUGUACUCAAAACCCUGCAGUACGGCUAUGAGGGCAGGGUCCCGAUGAGGAGCGCCCGCCUGUUCUAUGACAUCAGCGAGCGAGCGAGACGGGUUAUAGAGUCUUACUUCCUGCUCAACUCCACCCUGCACUUCUCCUACACACACCUGGUGUGCAGGACAGCCAUCACAGGCCAGCAAGAUCACAGGAAUGACCUCAGCCAUCCCAUCCAUGCCGACAACUGUCUGCUGGACCCUGAGGCCAAUGAGUGCUGGAAGGAGCCGCCAGCGUACACAUACAGAGACUACAGUGCACUGUUAUACCUAAAUGGAGAUUUUGAAGGAGGGGAGUUCAUAUUCACAGAAAUGGAUGCCAAAACAGUCACGGCAUCAGUGAAGCCCAGGUGUGGCCGGAUGGUGGGUUUCUCAUCAGGAGGGGAGAAUCCACACGGUGUGAAGGCUGUCACCAGCGGGCAGAGGUGUGCUGUCGCUCUGUGGUUCACCCUCGACCCGCUCUUCAGAGAACUGGAGAGACUGCAGGCGGAUGAGGUGAUCCAGGCGUUGGACACACAGGCUGUGUGGGGUCAAGGCCUCAACAUCAACCCCAAAGAUGAACUGUAGGAGCAGCUCCACCCCCUCCCCCCGACCCCCUCCCAUGAAAUCCUUCUAUAUAUUUUAACUAUUUAUUGAAUCGAGCUUUGGAUCAGAACUUUUCUAUUUUUGUACUGUUUGAAGUGCAAGAUUAAUGAUAUUGUUGUGUUGUCAGGCGUUUUUUAUUUUCAUGUGUCUCUACACACAAGUACUUGAGUUUACCUUUUGCUCUUUGUCUUUCCCUCCAGUGACAGCUUCUAGUAGAGAUUAAGAAAAAUAAUCCAUUUCAGUUUCGUUGUAAGUAAACUGUUUCAUUGAAGACUGGUCGUAUCUGUAAUCUCACUGAACUGUGAAGACGCCAAAGAGAAGAACGGCAGUUUACUUUUUUUUGUUUUUUGAGUUGUUGUUGUUCUGGGCAACUCAUUCAAUGGGUUUUAUUCAUAAACACUAUGUAAAGAUAUUAAAAACACCUUCUUUUCAGUGGUCAGUAGUCACAAAUGGUACCGUUACAUAUGCUAUUACUAACAACAUUAUUCAUCAGUGUUUGUUUCUUUUCUUCCAGUGCCAGUAAUAAUUAUUUACCACGUAGGCAGAGCACUGUUUUUCUAAUUUGGGUACCUAAAGCUCUCCCUCAAAGAGUUUAAGAAAGAGAUACGUUCUAAUAUGCUGAAUAUUUAUGAUCAUGCACUCUGUCCUUCUCUGUGUGUCGAACCUGAAACUGAAAAAUGUCCUCUGUCUACUACUUUGUCCACUUCUCCUCUUGUUGUUGCUGUGUUUAAUCAAUCUGCUCCUUCCCGGGCACACAGAGCAGAAUAUACUGGUUUACAUGUUCACUGAUACGAGAACAUGGUGUUUAACUUUUAUUUAUGUGUUGUUAUUAAUAGACAGCUGCUCUCGUAACUGUCGGCAUUUAUUAUGAGGAACUUUUUUUCAGAAAAGACGUUCAUCAUUCCUGUUUCAAGGAAUACAUAUGUGUAUCUAUCUUUUAUGUCUUUAUAUUUGUGUUGAUGAUUCAGAUGAUAGGCCGAGUCGUGCACUGUAAAUCCAAUGGAAAGAAACAUGCAAAGAGUUUUUGUUUUUUGUUUUUUUUCUUCCUACAAUAGAUUCAAACUGCUAACCAAGAAGCUUAAUCCUGUUGGUAUGAGGUUGGCCACUUUUGUUUCACUGAUAUUUAAUUCUGAAAUGCUGUAGCACACAAAAAUGUAUGUGUACAUGCCUAAAAAUUAAAAACAUAAAACUCCA
Epinephelus fuscoguttatus (brown-marbled grouper) is the source of this 3258-nucleotide messenger RNA. It is a transcript of the gene p3h2, whose product is annotated as prolyl 3-hydroxylase 2. Gene Ontology annotation, molecular function: procollagen-proline 3-dioxygenase activity; L-ascorbic acid binding; protein binding. The transcript has 15 exons. NCBI's taxonomy places the organism in Eukaryota, Metazoa, Chordata, Actinopteri, Perciformes, Serranidae. Gene Ontology annotation, cellular component: endoplasmic reticulum. The record is from RefSeq and is a predicted model, not a curated record. Gene Ontology annotation, biological process: collagen metabolic process. The coding region runs from base 1 to 2046 and encodes 681 amino acids.